AUUGAUACUUGGUUAAGAACAACUAUUCUUAUCUAAUCAUUUUACAUGUAUUAUCUAAAACAGAAUGAAUGAAUGUGUCCUGUCGUGUCUGUUAUAUUUUCAGGGUCUUGCACCACAAUUACAGCAGCUGAGGUUUCUGGAGCAGCUUCUAAUGGUCAUUCAAGCAGACUCCUCUAUAAACUAUAGGUAUCUGACUUUUGCAGCUUUUUGUAGCAUUGAUUUAACAUCAACCUUGAGUCCUGCCCUCCUAAGCCCCUGCGAUAAUUUAAUGUGGUCUUGUUUCUAUGUGGUUUGUUUUGAUGGAUGUAGGCAGAACUCAUCCUCUGGUGAUGACAGUGUGAGGAAUGAUGAUCUUCUUCAGGAACUAAUGUUUCAGGAUCACUUAUCAGACCUGGAUAUGCUCCUGAAUCCGGAUUGCAACCCUUGGCCUGCGCAUAUCCGUGAACAUCUAACAGUCAACUCACAACUAAACGAAAGGAAAACAACACAGAAACCUAGUGAUUUCAUAAACAGGAGUGAUCAACAUUCCCGACUAGGAAGUCAUGGAGAAGAAAGCCUGACAGAGGCCAUGGCACUGCUGCAGUUUACACAGAGCACAUUAGAUGAGCUCCACAAAGAGUGUGAGUUCCUACAGUCACAUUCGUCAGGUUCGGUAGCUGUUCUGUCCCCCUGUGAGCUGAAAGUGGCCAUCUCAGACAUGUCUCCGCUCGUGACGGCUUUCAGACACACCUACAACACAGCCUUUAAGGCAUACUUUCAAAGAGCCCCUCCGGCCCUCAGUUCUGCCGCUAUUGUGUUUGCUGUUAAUUGACUUUUUUGUAUUUAGUAGAACAGUAAAGAUUAUUAUUAUUAUUAUUAUUAUUAUUUUUAUUUUUUUGUAGCUGAAACCAUGGUCCUUGGUAAUGCGUGAAAAACAAGUCAAUGGCUACAGUCACUUUGAAAGUAAAAAAAAAUUAAAAUCAGGGGACACAAAAUUUAAUACAUAUGGCUCCUGACAAUAUAUUGAGGUCUUAUGAAGCAAAAUCAUUGCUCUGUGCAAAAGAAAUUGAACAUUAAUACCUGUAGUUCAUUCGGAGUUGCAUGAUUUUUUAGGAGCAAAUGCAAAGUUUCUUGGCAGAAUGCAGUAGUUUUGCGAAAUAAUGCAAAGUUUACUCUAGGAAAUGCAGUAAUUUUGCAGGAGAAUGCUAACCUUCUGCAAGUGAACCCAAAGGAUUCUUGGGGAAAUGCAAUACUUUUGCAAAAGCAUGAAGAGAGUUUUGAAUUACAUGGCUGGAUACUCUCUGGACAGCCCUUGUAUAUUUUUUGCAUAUUCAAAUACAAAUGUUUUUUAUAUUCUUCAUUUAUGUUUCAGGAGCUGGAGGCUCGUAAGCAGCUGUCUGAAACCUCGUCAUCUCUCACA
Cyprinus carpio (common carp) is the source of this 1399-nucleotide messenger RNA. RefSeq names its product HAUS augmin-like complex, subunit 7. The record is from RefSeq and is a predicted model, not a curated record. Gene Ontology annotation, molecular function: microtubule minus-end binding. Gene Ontology annotation, biological process: spindle assembly; centrosome cycle. NCBI's taxonomy places the organism in Eukaryota, Metazoa, Chordata, Actinopteri, Cypriniformes, Cyprinidae. Gene Ontology annotation, cellular component: HAUS complex.